This is a messenger RNA of Corylus avellana, 1261 nucleotides long. Its product is annotated as two-component response regulator ARR5. The record is from RefSeq and is a predicted model, not a curated record. Gene Ontology annotation, biological process: phosphorelay signal transduction system; cytokinin-activated signaling pathway. Lineage: Eukaryota; Viridiplantae; Streptophyta; Magnoliopsida; Fagales; Betulaceae.
AAAAUUCUCUCUCUCUCUCCAUCUCAUAGAUUUGCAAAUUUAGAAAAAAGAGGAAGAAAUCUUUCACAUUUGGAUCCUCAGAAUCUCUCAGCUUUUAGCCUUUUUCCUUAAAUUAAAGCAAAAGCUACCCUCACGCCACACCACAAACUCUCUCUCUCUCUCUUUCCCAUUUCGUACGCUCCUCAACCCAUAGCUAUGCUAUAAAAGUCCCCAUUUCCUCUUCCUACUUCUCCGUAUAUUUUCUACUGUUUUCGCUCUAUUCUACGCAGACCCAAUUCAGUGUUGAGGCUAAAGAUUGUUUUUUGAGCGGAUUUUCCUGGGGAUGGAGACGGCCAGGCAGGUUUUUCGGCGGAAUUUGCAGGAGAAUGUUGAGGUUUGUGAUGGUUCACCGGAGCUACAUGUUCUUGCCGUGGAUGACAGUCUCGUGGACCGGAAGGUCAUCGAACGGUUGCUGAAGAUCUCGUCUUGUAAAGUAACGUCUGUAGAGAGUGGGACGAGAGCUCUUCAGUAUCUUGGUUUGGAUGGAGAGAAGGGGAAGGGCUCGGUUGGUUUUGAUGGUUUGAAAGUUAAUCUCAUAAUGACGGAUUACUCAAUGCCAGGGAUGACAGGAUAUGAACUGCUCAAGAAGAUCAAGCAGGAAUCAUCGGUUCUGAAAGAGAUACCAGUGGUGAUCAUGUCAUCCGAGAACAUCUUGACUCGUAUUGAUAGGUGUUUGGAGGAAGGGGCGGAGGAGUAUCUGGUGAAGCCAGUAAAAUUGUCAGAUGUGAAACGUUUGAAAGAUUUCAUAAUGAGAGGGGAAGGAAAAGAUAGUGGAGAAACAAGAAUACGCAAGAGAAGGCGACGUGAUGAUCACUCUUCCUUACCACAGUCAGUGACAUUAUCAUCAUCACCAGCACUUGCUUGUGAUCCAUCAUCUACCCUAAUGCCAUCAUCAGCACCAUCUGCAUGUUCCUCAAAGAGGGCCAAACUAUGCAUCUAAAGAUUAAUUUGCCAUCCGUUGCAUUUGAGUGGCAAUUUUUGUUAGCACCCAAGGGCUUGGUGUUUUUGUUUGGUUUGGACAUGAUUUUUUUUAUCCUAUUUUUCCACAUUUUACACUGGUCCACACAAUUUCUGUCUAAUGUAACUAGGACCAGAAAUAGAUAAACAAGGAGAUAGAAGAAUCAGAAAUGGUAGGAAAUAUUUUUUGUUCUCUCUUCCUUUGUGUAAAGAUGAAGUUCUUUAUAAUCAAUGAAUUCCCAAAUAUUUUGAGGGGUCGUUUUGU